GCAGCUGUGAAUGAUGCUGCACUGUCAGUGGAUCAAUAGAAACUCUGUGGUUUCUUGAUGGUGAAAGUGUCUUUGAAUCUUCAUCGAUAACUUUCUUUCUCUCUUCCUCAUCUUCGUUUGAUUUGCAUAUUCUCUCAGACCGGCUCGUGGUUUUUGUUCCUCCUCGCUCUCAGCGCGUCAUUUUUUACAGCGGGUGACUCACAGUGUUUCAGCAGCUGUGUUUAAAUGUGUGUGUUUGUGUGCGAUAACAGUUUGUCAGCGUUCGUCAUGAGGAUCGUCCUGCUGCUCGCUCUGCUCACAGUCGGUGAAUGUGACAACACAAAAGUUCUUGGUCAGAUAGGUAAUAACAUCACUCUGCCGUGUAGAUAUGAUGCUAAGAAACAUGGACCAGUGCACGUUUGUUGGGGUCGAGGAGAUAUACCGAAGUCAAAGUGCAGCGACCAGAUCAUCGCCACAGAUGGACAUAAAGUGAUAGAAGGAACCAGAGUUUCCAGCAGGUAUCAGCUUCAGGGACUACUGAACGACGGAGACGUUUCUCUGACGAUACUGAACCUCACAGAGUCGGAUGCUGGACGAUAUGGAUGCAGAGCGGAGAUACCCGGGUGGUUCAACGAUGAAAAACAUCACAUUGAUCUGAGCGUUGAGAGAAACGCUGUGACAACCACAUCAGCACCAUCAACCAGAGAGACGUGGUCACCCAGACCAGACUGCAGAUACACCGAGUCACAGACUUCAUGCUGUCAGAUGACUGUGACAGGGAGUGUCCUUACUUCCUCUGAAGGCUUCUCCGGCCUCCAGACCGAGGAGAACAGCAGCACUCUGACCGUGGCUCUGGUGUGUGUUCUGUUCGGGUUGAUAUUUUUGGUCACGGUGGGCGUGGUCGUCAUUAUCGGGAGAAAAUGGAGUCGACUCAGUAAAAUCCCUCAGCAGCAGGUCUACAGUUCAGUCCAGUUCAGAACCACUCUGCAGCUCCAAAGUCGGGGUUCGGCGGUGGAGAACAUUUAUCAGAUAGAUGAAGGUGGUGAUGGAGGUGGAGACAGAGGAGGCGAGUACGAGUACUGCCCCUGAACAUCCCGAUGCUACCUUCACUGACCUGCCAGGAGACUGGAAGACGACGAGCUCUGGACGAAGACCAUGAACUCGUCACCCUGAUUUUAGGAGGCAUUCAGGGCUCCUGUGGUCCCCACGCCCAUCACAUGGACAGCGUUUUAAAGGGACAGUGUGACGGACGCAAGAUUCUUCAGACUGUGUAGCUAAUGCUGCAUUCAGUCAUCAACACUGAACACUGACAAUACAACACUGUAUCUGUUAAAUAUAGUUUCUGGUGAUGUGAAGAAUCUGUGUUUGUGUUUAAAUGAUUAAAUAUACAAGCUUUCA
Messenger RNA from Lates calcarifer (barramundi perch), 1377 nucleotides. RefSeq names its product T-cell immunoglobulin and mucin domain-containing protein 4. The coding region runs from base 226 to 1068 and encodes 280 amino acids. The record is from RefSeq and is a predicted model, not a curated record. The transcript is spliced from 8 exons. Lineage: Eukaryota; Metazoa; Chordata; Actinopteri; Centropomidae.